GGGGCCGAAGGUCGGGGUUAGGGGCGGAGCUUCCACCGCAAGGACGCGGGGUCGGGAAGUUUCGCAGAGCGGCGGACCCAACCCACAGCCUCUCUUGCGCCAGCCCCUCCGUACGCGUGCGCGGUAACGUAGCGUGCGUGCCCCUGCUCCUGAGCGCCGGAGAACCCGCGCAGAGCUGCCAACGCCCGGCGGAGAGUCUGAGAUUCAUAUUGGAUUUGAUAUACUAACGGACUUCAGCUAUGCAGACAAUUAAAUGUGUGGUCGUGGGUGAUGGUGCUGUUGGUAAAACAUGUCUCCUAAUUUCUUACACAACAAACAAAUUCCCAUCGGAAUAUGUACCGACGGUUUUUGAUAACUAUGCUGUAACAGUGAUGAUUGGUGGGGAGCCAUAUACCCUAGGAUUGUUUGAUACUGCAGGACAGGAAGAUUAUGACAGAUUGCGACCCCUCAGCUAUCCACAGACCGAUGUGUUUCUGGUUUGUUUUUCAGUGGUUUCUCCCUCUUCAUUUGAAAAUGUGAAAGAAAAGUGGGUACCUGAAAUUACUCACCAUUGUCCAAAAACCCCUUUCCUGCUUGUUGGGACCCAAAUUGAUCUCAGAGAUGAUCCCUCAACAAUUGAGAAGCUUGCCAAGAACAAGCAGAAGCCCAUAACUCCAGAGACUGCUGAAAAACUGGCCCGGGACCUGAAGGCUGUCAAAUAUGUGGAGUGUUCUGCACUUACACAGAGAGGUCUGAAGAAUGUGUUUGAUGAGGCUAUCCUAGCUGCCCUCGAGCCUCCGGAAACUCAGCCCAAAAGGAAGUGCUGUAUAUUCUAAACUGUUUUCUCCUUCCCCUCUUGCUGCUGCUUCUUCUGUCCCACUACUGUAGAAACUUGAUUAAAAAUGAAUAAAACCAUCCUGAUUGAAAGCUUCCGUGUCUCUGCUUAACAUCUUAGAGCAACCUCUGUAUUAGCUUUUGGACUGAAAACAACAUAUACAGUUCCUUAGUAAAACAUUUGUGACUGUGGAACAUGAACUGGACUUUAACUCUUUGCUGCUUGAGUUGCCAGAUGUUGAUAACUUUACAAUUUAGGCUAUUGGGGGGAAAGGCCUGGGUGUGUCAUUUAAAAACUGAACAACAACAAAAAAACCCUCAUCAAGAAGGAAUAAAGACAUGUUUAAUCUUCCUGAGCUCCAACUGGAAAAAAAAUGCACACUUCAUUUUCUACUUGAGUCUAUUGUUAACUGUAUUUGCAUGAUAAACAUACAUGAAAGUGACCUGCAAGUAAUGGUGUAAUGUGAAGGAUUUUCUGGUUCUCCUUUGUGCAGUGAGACUUUCUGUUGCUAUUGCUUUGGCUGUCUGUGCUAUAGUGGAGUAUUUGUCAGUCCUCGAGGGAAGGAAAUAUCAAUGUAUCUGCUACUGCUUUACAAAGAUGUUAAAUUCUUGCUUUCACUAACACCAGUAGAUCUCUUCAUUUUAAUAAUUGAUUCUUAAAGCUUGUUAAUGUAACAUGUAAAGUUUGCCUUUUAAUUUCAUGCUUCUGAUUUUUGUCUUAAGGGGAAAAACUUCAAUUGUAGUUUAAAUUUUGGAAUUAAAAAUUGCAGUUUGUAUAAAUGACUACUGAAGCUUUAUUUCUGUUUGCAUUCACUGGCUUCAAUUUAACAUUUAUACAAGUUAUAGUACCCAUUUUGUAAUUCUCCCAUUUGAAUUCUCUUAUGGAUACCAUGCACAGCUUCUGAAAUCUACCUGGCUACUGCUAAACAUUUGGUGUGGGGAACAGAAGCUUGAUUGAAAUAUACCAGACUGCAAUCCAUCUUUGCAUGCUUGCCGCCUGUAUAACACAGGUGUCACUGCAACAUGUUCUGGAAUCAUUACUAUUCUGUGUUCCAGAUCCAGCUGUUUCAUCUGAAUGCAGUACUUUCUGCUUUGUCAUUAGCAUGUGAAAUUUGUUACCAGCAAACCAAUCAUAAAACCCCAUUGAUUGAGGCAAUUACUUCUGUAUUUGUUUUGCUUCUUAUGAAAUACGCUGGUCUGCAGAAAAUGGUUUCAAACGACUACUGUACUAUUCUGAAUAUCAAAUACACUUCUAAAGAACUGCUCAGUACAGCAACACAAUUUGGACAAAGCCAAGUUAAGCAAAAUGACUUUCUGGAAAUUGUAGAUCUCAAUAUUUUAUUCACCAUUAUUGGGGUUUAAUUUUGCCUUGGUUUUAUUUUUUGUUUUUUUAUAACAACCCAGAAAAUGAGACCGCCCCUUUUUCUCUUUGCCCCUUUUCAGAAAGGCCUAAAGAAUGUAUUUGACGAGGCGAUAUUGGCUGCCCUGGAGCCUCCGGAGCCGAAGAAGAGUCGCAGGUGUGUGCUGCUAUGAGCAUCCCUCCACAGCCCCUCUGCAAAGCUGAUGUUUGAUGUCAUACUAAAAGCAAUGUUUAAAUCAAACUAAAGAUACAAAUUAUAAAAUUUGUUUUUGCAAUAAUGACAAAUGCCCUGCACUCCCACACUCUCCCUGUGCGAGUUGAGAAUGUUAGUGUUCGUUCCCAGUGCCCUUCCCAAUUCAGUUAAAGACUAGUUAAUUUUGAGUAAUUGUGUAUCAGAAAAUACUGAUCAUUACUAGUUUUUUAUUUUGUUUACUGUUUCUAAUUUUUGUUUAAAAUCCAGGCAUGCUUGUGUUGACUUUCUCUGUAACAGACUAAUUCUAGGCUGUGUUACUGAAAUCUUGUCCCAAGCUGGCAAGACUCUGAUUCAUUGACCUUCUGGGGCUAUAUUCUGUAAUCAGCAGGCAGCCUGGGUAUGAGCAUGUUUCUGACUCAGUUUUGAGGACUGAAAUUAAGAUGUCCCAAGCUGGUGCUCCUUCUCUAAAAGUUGCCUUGUUACCUCUCCCAGUCACUUUCCUCUGAGCAGGUCAGAAAUGCCUACCCUGUCCUUUUAAGUUAUGAAACCUUUGAAAUGGGAGGUGAAUUGUUCCUUUCUCUGCGGAUGCGCCACCAACUUGUAUUUAAGAAAAUUAGUUUAUUGGCAGUGGAGGUGAGGAAUAGGUCAUUUUUUCCCUCAAACUUGACAUUACAGGCUUUCAUCAAAUGUGAAGAAAUAAUGGCACCUUUUUAAGCACACCCAACUUAUAGUUGGUUUUUAACAAGAAAAAAAACCCAAAAAAUCACAUACUUCUCUCAAUCACUGAAUUGCUUGGUACGGGCAGGCUUACAAAUUGCCAGUAUGGUGUUGCUAGGACACUUCUAAAGAGCCUGGGAUGUAUUAAGGUGAGUUGGGGAAGUGGUGCUAGUGGGUGUAUAUCCUGCAGAACAGUUCAACCUCCUUUUAGGAGGGGUGGAAAAAAGACCUGCUUCAGUAGGAAAGAACUGCAGGGGAGGGAUGUCUAGUGUCCGGUGUGGCACUAUAGGGACCAGUUAAGGGAAUCCCCUUUAUCUGUAUUGUGCAUGUAAGUAACCCUAAAGCCCGUAAGGUGGGUUCCAGUCUAAUAAGGAUCAUAUAUGAGAUCUUUAGACUCCAGUGUUAAUAGGGAUUUUACCAAAACUAUAUUUUGGCUUGCAGAUUCAAAUUUUUUUAAUACAUGGAGAAUCCUAUGUCUUCCCAAAUUCCUAAUUCUUGUAGACUCAUUAAUGUUGAACCAAUGCUUUUUCAUGUCUAAGUUCUUUGUAUAUGCAUUCUUUUCAGAUGUAUUAAACAUGAAAUAUCUUCACAA
This is a messenger RNA of Dermochelys coriacea (leatherback sea turtle), 3675 nucleotides long. It is a transcript of the gene CDC42, whose product is annotated as cell division cycle 42. Lineage: Eukaryota; Metazoa; Chordata; Testudines; Dermochelyidae. Gene Ontology annotation, molecular function: GTP binding; GTPase activity. Gene Ontology annotation, biological process: modification of synaptic structure; small GTPase-mediated signal transduction. Gene Ontology annotation, cellular component: dendritic spine. Bases 240 to 815 code for a protein of 191 amino acids. The transcript has 6 exons. The record is from RefSeq and is a predicted model, not a curated record.